Molecule: messenger RNA, 1186 nt
Organism: Cannabis sativa
Lineage: Eukaryota; Viridiplantae; Streptophyta; Magnoliopsida; Rosales; Cannabaceae
Product: GDSL esterase/lipase At5g62930
Exons: 6
Coding region: 198-926 (242 amino acids)
Molecular function (GO): hydrolase activity, acting on ester bonds
Source: RefSeq, a predicted model, not a curated record
UUUAUGGAAAAUGAUAUGCAAUACUAGUAGUAAAAACCACAGUGAUUAAUUAGUGAUUACUGUGUGGUACGUGCAUCUCACGCACUUUUGGAAUUGUCGUAUUCUAACCAAUUUCGGUUGGUUGUGUUGUGCAUCUCACUUCUGAGUGGUAGCUUGUGUAGUGCUUCGGUGUGUUUUGUUUCGAGACACACCAAAGAAUGAGGCCUCAGAUCCUACUCUUUGGUGAUUCAAUCACUGAACAGUCCUUCAGACCUGGUGGCUGGGGUGCUGCUCUUGCUGAUACUUACUCUCGCAAGGCUGAUGUAUUAGUUCGUGGAUAUGGUGGUUACAACACCAGAUGGGCUUUGUUUUUGCUGCAUCAUCUAUUCCCACUGAAUGUUGCAAAGCCUCCCGCCGCAGUCACAAUUUUCUUUGGUGCCAAUGAUGCAGCUAUCUUAGGAAGGACAAGUGAACGACAACAUGUUCCAAUUGAUGAGUACAAGGAGAAUCUCAGAAAAAUAGUUCUUCAUUUGAAGGAAUGCUCCCCAACUGUGUUGAUUGUGCUUAUUACUCCACCUCCUGUUGAUGAGGAAGGGCGAGAUGACUUUGCGAGAUCUUUAUACGGCGAAAAUGCUAGGGAAUUACCUGAGAGGACAAAUGAAGUAACAGGAGUCUAUGCAAAGCAGUGUGUUGAACUAGCUAAAGAAAUGGGAAUUCGCUACAUCGAUCUAUGGACCAAGAUGCAGGAAACAGAAGGUUGGAAGAAGAAAUUCCUAAGUGAUGGUUUGCACCUGACACCAGAUGGCAAUGCUGUGGUACAUCAAGAGGUCACCCGAGUUUUCAACGAAGCCUGGUUUUCUCCGGUGGAAAUGCCAUUCGAUUUCCCUCACCACUCACAAAUCGAUGGGAAGAACCUCGAGAAGAUUUUCCAGGAAAGAUGCUUGUAAUCCAACAUUUUGUAGCACCUGAUAAAUCAUAUUAUAGGAUUCCUUUUCAAUUUUUAGUCAAAUUAUUAACUCUAUUGACUUUUCUUUAAUAAGGGUGUAUGGUUCUUGGUGAUUAUGAUUCCAUAUUAGAGUAAUGUUAGAGAUAUCCAUAAUUUUUACACCUAAAAAGUACACACAAAUGAAAUUCCCAUAACUUUUUAUCAACUUCUGUAUGAACUGUCAUAUUUUGAAGUGUAAAUAUUGAAUGUUAUUUUGGACUU